AAAGUUAACCAUAACCAUACUUUCACAUAUCUUUAAUUAUUUGGGGUUGUUGAAAGUCGAACAUGUCAUUUAUAAAUUUGAUUUGUAAGAGAUAUAUUUCUACGACUUCUGCUCGAUACGGAAAAAGAAACUUCAAAAAAUUUCCUAUAUAUAAUAAACGAGGUUCUAGAAUUUUCAAGAAGCAGCAGGCAGAGAACCCAGAUCCUGAUGUUCCGAUACACACAAGAGGUGUGAGAGAAAUAGGCUAUAAGGUUGAUGGAAAAUUUGUGGAAAUUCCUGAGAAAAUACCACAAUUGGUUGUACCUGAUUUAACAGGAUUCAAGCUGAAACCUUAUGUAUCAUACAGAGCCCCGGAGGUAACGCAGUCUAAAUUUACUGCUGAAGAUCUAUUUAAUGUUGUGUAUGCCCCAAAAAUUGUUAAAGAUUUCAAAGAAGGCAAGCUUGAUAGCAAUGGACAACCACUAGAACCAUCUGAAGAUGAGAAAAUGACUGCAGAAGAGGCAAAAAUCAAAGCAAAGCAAACAGGAACAGAUAUAUUUUAGAUCUGAUUCAGAAUGAACUAUUAAAAAAAAAUGUUACAAUUAUACUGUGAAGGGUUUGUUGUGAAUAAUUCACAGUUUCUUUACGUUUUUGAGUAAUAUAAACCUCUAAAGACACUAAUUAGUCAGUAACUUGUAAUCAUACAAUUUACCUAUCAAAUAGAAAAAUAAUUUAUA
Messenger RNA from Leptinotarsa decemlineata (Colorado potato beetle), 716 nucleotides. RefSeq names its product mitochondrial ribosomal protein L41 (gene mRpL41). The record is from RefSeq and is a predicted model, not a curated record. Gene Ontology annotation, biological process: translation. NCBI's taxonomy places the organism in Eukaryota, Metazoa, Arthropoda, Insecta, Coleoptera, Chrysomelidae. Gene Ontology annotation, molecular function: structural constituent of ribosome. Gene Ontology annotation, cellular component: mitochondrial large ribosomal subunit.